GAUUUACAUGUGCUGUUGUUGCUGUGCCAUUUCUUUGCGUUUUGAGAGUGUGGAGUGUACCUUUUGUUCUGGUGCUCUCGUUCAAGUGACAAUGACAGCCUGUCUAUCAAGAUGCAUGGAACCCGCCCCAUUCACCCCUCCUGCUCCCUGGCUGUAGCAAGCAGGGAGCAGUGAAGACGAGGUAGCUAGUUUUGAAGCCGUGGCAUAAAUGAUCUCAUCUCAGCCCGAUCUCCGCUUUCUACAGAGGAUCCUAUGACCAACACCGGAAUAAAGUAAAAAUAAAGGAGCCUUGCUUCAGACUGGCCUAAAAUGGGCAGAAAGGGUGCAGAACAAAAGCUGCUUGUUGCUUGUACAAAAGUACUGAAGCGCUGCAGCCGGGACCAAGCUGCUAUGCUAAUGCCUGUGCCUCUCAACAGGAAAGAGAGCCAAAAUGUUCCCGAAGGGCACGAAGCGCAAGUUUUCCGACUCCAGGGAGGAACCUGUGGCAGGCGGUGAGGAUGUGAAUCAGUCGAGUUUGGCAGCUGUGAGGAUGCUGUCGUCCUACAGCCUGCAGCGGCAGUCCCUGCUGGACAUGUCCCUGAUCAAACUGCAGCUGUGCCACAUGCUGGUGGAGCCUAAUCUGUGCCGUUCGGUGCUGAUUGCCAACACGGUGAGGCAGAUCCAGGAGGAGAUGACCCAGGACGGCACCUGGCAGAUCAUGACCCAGGCCCUGAGUGCUGCCAACGCUGCUGCCCAGUGCUCUGCAGACCGCCUGGUGGCCACCGAGGUGCUGUGCCGGCAGACAGAGGCAGCCCAGGGGGAGCAGGUCCCCAAGCCCUUCCCAGUGGUGGGUUCAGAGGGCUGCCCUGCGGAGGAGGUGUUGGAGGAGGAGGAGGCGGCGGCGGCAGAGGUGGGGAUGACUAUGUCCACUGUCUCCCCCCAAGCCCCAACCUCCUACCUGCCAGGCACCUUUGGCAUGGACCCCUGCUGGGAAGAGGAGGAGACAGGUGAAGAUGAUGAUGAUGAUGAGGAGGAGGACAGUGAGGAGUGUGGGUCUGGCUCAGAGGGGGAGGAGAGGGAGCGUGACAGCCUGGUGGAGGACACCAGGACAGCAGAGCAGGUCUUUGGCACGUUCGAGAUCAAAAACCCUGCGCCCAGCCCCGACCCUGCUCUGGAGGAACUGUUUUCAGACGUGGAUGCGUCUUACUACGACCUUGAUACAGUGCUGACAGGAAUGCAGAGUGUUCCUAAGAUGGGGCCCUAUGACCUCCUGGAGAGCCUGUCCUCCCAUGGGCCCUCACCCCUCAGUUCCAGCACCAGCUGCCGAUCAGACCUCAAUGAACUGGACCACAUCAUGGAGAUCAUAGUGGGCUCCUGAGAAACAACACACUUCCUUGCAUACUUACUUUGCAGACUCUUUACAGACUGUGCACGUGGUGCGUAUAUUUGGAUAUGGUGUUAUUAUACAUUCAGAUGUUGAGGGUUUAUGAAAUCAAGAACUUAUUCAGUGUUACGACAUGCAGCUGUGCAUCUCUAAGUGGGCAGAGAUUACAACCUAUACCAUUAUGAUUUUUCUUAUUUGACAUACUUUUCUAUAUUUCUUUUUGUCAUACAAUCUAUUUUUCCAGUUAUGUUUUUAUUUAUUGUAAUAUGUAUGGACUGAAGAACAAUGUCAUUACACUACACACAAAUAGACCCUC
This is a messenger RNA of Oncorhynchus kisutch (coho salmon), 1679 nucleotides long. RefSeq names its product cell division cycle-associated protein 4-like. The transcript is spliced from 3 exons. Bases 431 to 1357 code for a protein of 308 amino acids. Gene Ontology annotation, cellular component: nucleus. Gene Ontology annotation, molecular function: transcription regulator activity. NCBI's taxonomy places the organism in Eukaryota, Metazoa, Chordata, Actinopteri, Salmoniformes, Salmonidae. The record is from RefSeq and is a predicted model, not a curated record.